Molecule: messenger RNA, 1804 nt
Organism: Telopea speciosissima
Lineage: Eukaryota; Viridiplantae; Streptophyta; Magnoliopsida; Proteales; Proteaceae
Product: calcium/calmodulin-regulated receptor-like kinase 1
Exons: 8
Coding region: 266-1549 (427 amino acids)
Biological process (GO): protein phosphorylation
Molecular function (GO): protein kinase activity; ATP binding
Source: RefSeq, a predicted model, not a curated record
CUGCUGUCUGCCUGUCUCUGCGUUUUUUCAGUGUAAACCAGAGGAGAAGAACAUAGAUACCGUUACGUCUCUUGAGCUGCUCAGUUACCGCAAUUCAGCUGGCUUCGUCUCUCAAAUUUGUAUCUCAUUUCUAAUCCGAUUCCUUCCACGCACUUCGUUGAUCAUUCACAGAGUGUUCGAUGUUCUUCCUCAAUUGAUGUGCUUUUGAAUCGGUCUGCCAAUGGAGCUCAGACUUGAGUAGGAACAGCCUGUCAGGAUCCAGGAGAUGAAAGGCGAGUCAUGGGGGCUGACAGUUGGGAUCUCAAUAGGGGUGAUAAUUGGAGUUAUUUUGGCCAUUUCUGCCCUAUUCUGCAUUAGGUACCGGAGGAAACAUUCACAGAUAGCCAGCAGCAGUUCACAAAGGGCUGUCACAGUCCCUAUCCGUACUAAUGGCGCUGAUUCGGGCACAAUAUUGUCAGACUCAACCGUGGGUCCGGAAUCUCCCAAAGGAUCUGAAAUGAGUGGCUUCUCCACGUGGCUGGAAGGACCUAGGAGUGUACUGUCUGCGUCUGGAAUACCUAAGUAUUCUUACAAAGAUCUUCAAAAGGCGACUCACAAUUUCACAACGGUAAUAGGUCAAGGGGCAUUUGGUUCUGUGUACAAAGCUCAGAUGCCAACUGGUGAAACCAUAGCUGUUAAAGUCCUUGCUACUGAUUCCAAGCAAGUGGGGAAGGAAUUCCAAGCAGAGGUUCUGUUACUAGGCAGAUUACAUCAUAGAAACCUUGUGAAUUUGGUGGGAUAUUGUGCAGAAAAAGGCCAGCAUAUGCUUGUUUAUGUGUACAUGAGCAAUGGCAGUCUUUCAUCUCAUUUAUAUAGUGCAAAACAUGAACCUCUGAGAUGGGAUUUAAGGGUUUGUAUAGCUCUAGAUGUAGCAAGAGGUUUGGAGUAUCUUCAUGAUGGGGCCAUUCCACCUGUAGUGCAUCGGGACAUCAAAUCUUCUAACAUACUGUUGGAUCAGUCAAUGAAAGCCAGGGUGGCUGAUUUUGGGCUUUCAAGGGAAGAGAUGGUUAACCCACAUGCAUCAAAUGUCAGGGGAACCUUUGGUUAUCUUGAUCCUGAGUAUGUAUCAACGAGGGCGUUCACCAAGAAAAGUGAUGUUUACAGUUUUGGGGUUUUGCUCUUUGAACUUAUCGCUGGUCGGAAUCCUCAACAGGGUCUUAUGGAAUAUGUUGAACUCGCGGCAUUGAGCACUGAGGGAAGAUUUGGGUGGGAGGAGAUUGCUGAUUCUCGGCUUGAGGGAAAGUUUGAUGUGCGAGAACUCAAUGAAAUUGCAGCUCUUGCAUACAAAUGCGUUAACAGUGUCUCAAGAAAACGUCCUUCUAUGAGGGAUAUUGUGCCGUCACUGUCUCGAAUCCUUAAGUUGAGGGACAAUAGGAAGAAUCACAAGCGAGCCCAAUCUGCUUCAAUGGAGGAUGCCUACAGCGAUAUGGACCAAUCAGGAGCUCAGACUCCAACUAUAGAACUAGCGAGAAAAUCCAUUGAUAGCACCGCUCACCAUCCCGAAGUUUGAUGGUGAUUCUAUCGUUUGGCCCUCUUUUUAAUUCCUAAUUUUUUUCCUUUGCAAAAUUUUGAUUGUGAUAUAUCUUCAUUGUAAUGUUAGAGAAACUAAAAAGGAAGCCGAUAAUUUGUAGUCAUCGUUAGUGAGUCUCCCCUACAUCCUGAUUUCCUUGUAUCAUAUUACCAUUUGUACAUUCCCUAUCUUUAACUUGGGGGAAAAUAUUAAUUGUUCAUUCGUUUUUUAUUGUAUAUAAUAUUUUUUUUUUUA